This is a messenger RNA of Auanema sp. JU1783, 591 nucleotides long. NCBI's taxonomy places the organism in Eukaryota, Metazoa, Nematoda, Chromadorea, Rhabditida, Rhabditidae. The record is from the annotation of a GenBank genome assembly.
AUGUUCCGUACGUUGUUAGGCUCCGUUUUGAUAGGAGUUGCCGUCGCAUGCAGUACAGGUCUCGGAGGAGCUGGUGACUAUGAAUAUAUCGAAGAUCCUGUUUUCACCAUGGAAAUCAGUCCACCUAUUGGCUGGACUUACUUUCCAACUAAGGCUUCUGAUGCUGCUAACACACAAGUGUGGUUCUUCCCUGGACAAGCCAACGAUUCUGUUCAUGCUGAUCAGAGAGCAGAUGCAGAAUUAAGAGCCGCGAUGAUGGAUGCUAUCGCUGCAGCUAAUAUACCUCUGUAUGGUGUGGAUAUAGCCAAUGAUUAUACUUCUCUUCAAGUUGAAAACUCUCUCGGUAACACAAAAGGUGUUGGUCCUCUGUACGGAAAGGUUGAAUCAGGAGCACUUACGCAAACCGCUGCUGGAGCUGGAGCCGCCGUUGAUAUGAUUUUCCAGCCAUACUCCAAGCAAGUCAAGGUGUCUGUAUAUAAUGCUGGAGCUACAAGAUAUAAUUGGAAUAUAGUGAAAAAUACUUUCAUGCAGAAACUUACUUUGAACUUCAAUUCUAGAUUCGUAGGCGAAGUGGUUAUAAGUAAAACAUAA